Molecule: messenger RNA, 856 nt
Organism: Salvelinus fontinalis (brook trout)
Lineage: Eukaryota; Metazoa; Chordata; Actinopteri; Salmoniformes; Salmonidae
Product: uromodulin-like
Exons: 4
Coding region: 386-712 (108 amino acids)
Source: RefSeq, a predicted model, not a curated record
CGUGAGCUUUCCUCUCUCCUGUGUCUAUCCUCUGGGGACAGAGAGCAGUCUGAAUGUGGCCAUCAGACCCUACCUACUGAAUAGUCGUGGAGCUGUUGGAGUCGGUGCCAAGGCCAGAGCCUCCAUGUUUCUGUAUCGUAACUCCAACUACACAGAGUCUUACCCAGCUGGUGAAGUCCUCCUGCCGAUUGGUUCCACUCUGCGCGUGGGCGUGUCCGUAGAGGAGUCCGGGAUGGAGCGUUUUGUUGUUGUUCUAAGGGACUGCUAUGCCAACCAAUCCCCCAACCCUGAUAAUCUCCCGCGGACCUACAUGAUUCAGGACAGGUCCAUGACUCUAUUCAUCAGCUGUUUGCAUGUCUAUGUGUGUUUGUUUUGUGUGUGAAGUAUGGUAUGUUUGUUGCUGUGUACGGUCUGUGUAGCCCUGCAUGCCUUGAACCCUUUGCUGUUUCUUGGCUCUUCUCCCAGGUGUCCUACAAAUCAUACCCAGGUGACCGUGGAGGAAAGCGGCUCGUCCCUCAGGGCUCGCUUCUCUGCUGCGUUGCAGGUGGACUACCGUUACUUCUUCCUGCACUGCAGCCUCAGCCUGUGUGACCAGAGGAGCUCCUCCUGCACUCCAGUGUGCUCUGGAAGGAAAUCUCGCUCUGUGUCUGAUACUGUCCUCCUCAAGCCCAUAGCCAUCGGGCCAAUCAGCUGGGCCCAGAGCCUGGAGUGAGCCUUGGGACCCCCAGCAUAUGAAGGAUGGCAGGGGGCCAGAGUCUGGAGUGAGCCUUGGGACCCCCAGCAUAUGAAGGAUGGGUUCCCUCCUGCACUACUCCCCUGAUCUCCAUCCCAACCUACAGCCCAGUGUAACUUUCAA